This is a messenger RNA of Salvelinus fontinalis (brook trout), 3219 nucleotides long. RefSeq names its product beta-1,4-galactosyltransferase 1-like. Lineage: Eukaryota; Metazoa; Chordata; Actinopteri; Salmoniformes; Salmonidae. The transcript has 6 exons. The record is from RefSeq and is a predicted model, not a curated record. Gene Ontology annotation, molecular function: cytoskeletal protein binding; beta-N-acetylglucosaminylglycopeptide beta-1,4-galactosyltransferase activity. The coding region runs from base 413 to 1561 and encodes 382 amino acids. Gene Ontology annotation, biological process: carbohydrate metabolic process; protein N-linked glycosylation.
AAUUCAAACAAAUCUUAGCCUAGGGACUUGCAAAUUAAUAAAGACUACGUAAUUAGUAUAUUUUGGGCAUUUUACUGAAUAGUUUGCUAGUGCAGUUCCCUAGUAGGCUAGGAUUUCCUCGUCGUGGCUUUUAUUAUAGAGGAAGCCACAGGUCCACUAGCUGUCAUAUUACUGCCAUAAAGUGUAGUACAGAGUGAAUUUACUCUCGGGAGCCUACGACAAUUGAUGGUCACGGCCAGAAUGCAACCACCACACAGUAGAGGAAAACAUGAUCUUAUCUUGUUUUUUUUAUCUUUAAACUAUACUGAUUGUUGCAAAAAAUAAAUAGAGUAUUUGUAAAUAGCUUUUUUAAUACCGUCGGUGAGUAAACGGAUAUGUGUUUCGGUUCGGUUCGGCAUAUGACAACCGCAUUAUGCUCGACUCAUCUCUCAACUUUAGGCUGCGGAGGAGAGGCUGCACCUUGGUUGUAGUUUUAGGUGUUAUUAAUCUCUUAGUGGCUUUAUUUUAUUUCAUGGGUUACUCGAAUGGGUUGUCACCAAACCAACAACUACAGACACAGACGCGAAUUGAAACGGAUUUUAUUACCGUGACACUUCCACCGGAAGAUAUUGGACAUCACGACCUUAAUAAUAAUAGCGUUGUAACAUUGCAAACUCCGAAGCAUCACGAUCUAGAUUUACCCAAUACAGCUACUACAACAACUACUAACACUACUACUACUACUGCUACAACUUCGUGGAAAAAGUUAGAAAAAUGUCCUGAUCCGUCUCCACAUCUUGUUGGGCCUCUCAGGGUUGAGUUCUCUACGCCUGUCAGCUUGGACACAGUGAGGAAGGAGAACCCAGGUCUGCAGGAAGGAGGUCGCUACAAACCACAUGACUGCGUCGCCCUCCAGAAGGUUGCUCUAAUCAUCCCCUUCCGCCAUCGUGAUGAGCACCUCAAGUUCUGGCUCUACUACCUCCAUCCCAUCCUUCAGCGCCAACAGCUGGACUAUGGUGUCUACGUUAUCAAUCAGGAUGGAGACAACACGUUCAACAGGGCUAAGCUGAUGAACAUUGGCUAUGCUGAGGCCCUGAAAGAGUAUGACUACGACUGCUUUGUGUUCAGUGACGUGGACCUCAUCCCCAUGGAUGACCGCAACACCUACAAAUGCUUCAGCCAGCCCAGACACCUGUCUGUCUCCAUGGACAAGUUUGGCUUCAAGUUGCCCUAUAACCAGUUCUUUGGCGGUGUCUCAGCGUUAAGUAAGGAGCAGUUCCUAAAAAUCAAUGGCUUUCCCAACAGCUACUGGGGCUGGGGUGGUGAAGAUGAUGACAUUUUCAACAGGGUGAGCUCCAGAGGAAUGUCCAUCUCUCGUCCAGAUAGCGAGGUCGGAAAAUGCCGGAUGAUCCGUCACGAAAGAGACAAACUGAACGACCCAAAUCCUCAGAGGUUUGACAGAAUACAACGCACGAGACUGACGAUGAAUACCGAUGGGAUCAGCUCUCUCAAGUACGAAGUCAUCAAAGUGGAAAAGGAUCCUCUGUUCACGAAAAUCACAGUAGAUGUGGGGAAACCUUAGUGAAAGUGGAUAAAUGUGAGGAGUUAUUUUGCACAUCACUAAUCACAAGGUGGCGGGCAGUGAAAGCACGGCAGAACCAUGGAAUACAAUACUGAGAAUGCUCUGAACGCGGUCAUUUAUUGUGGAAACAAAUGGACAGCACUUGGACGAAUAAGAUGGCACAACAAGACCUUGUAAAUAUCAGAGUGGAUCAAAAUGUUUGGUCAACAUGUUUGAUGGCAGUACAAAAGGGAGAGUGCGUGGGACGAAUAACUUAUUUUGUACAUAAUUUGUAAUAAGUUGCCUGUGUGUAAUUCUGUACGGGACAACUACUUGAUUUAAAUGGGUAUAUAAGUUUAAUAAAUAUGUAUAUAGUUAAUACAUAUUUUAUACAUUGUUUCUUCUUGCAUUUUUGGCAGAGAUAUUUGAGAUGAUUAUGGUUUAAUAUGUUUGAAACUGUGUGAAAGGUCUUAAUCCCGAUCUACAGCAACUGUUGGUUUGGUUACUUAUACAUGUUUCCAAAAACAUCAGUUGAUACACACUUGUUUGCUGUAUUCUGUACAUUCACUACCCACAGGUAGUGAUCACGAUCACAUGAUCACUUCCAUGCUUCUUUACAUUCAAAACCUAUUCAGCACCUGUUACAUGAAUGAUCACUUCCUUGUUUCUGCAAUGAGUGUACAAAUCAGUCAGGAACAAAUAUACAACCUACCAUCACGAUGGUGUAGUAUGUAGGUAUGGUCAGUCUCAGUCCCCACCCACUUAAAUUAAAUAUGUAAAAAUACUGGUUUGGUGAGAAGGUUUGGUGGACCCAACCUGUCACUGUAUUUCAUGUGACUGAAAGCAAAAGCCUAAUGUCUGGUGUUCAGUCAUAGGAAUAGAACAGGGAGAAGUUAUUAAAUAAAAAAAAUGUUUUACAUUUGAAUUAUUCAAAUAAUUGUUUUAUUGAAUACAUUUUACUUUAUUCUUCAGUUGGGCUAUUGAAUACAUACAUUUAUUAGAAUUAGAAUUAUUGGAAUACAUGUUUUAUUGAGUUUAUUUUAUUUCAAGUUUCCAGUUAAGGACUCCAAAAAGUGACUACAGAUGUAAUAAAUACCAUUUUAAAUAACACAAGCAUAUUGCUAUUACAUUGUUAUAACUAACUUCUUUCUUAAACAAGGUUUUCUCACAUACUCAUAAGCAGAAACUGAGACCCCCACACACACCCAGAGACAGAUGGCUGACACAGAACAUUCAUAAACACUGAUAAGGCAGGAAAGGCCUUGAGCAAGAGUGCUUGGGUCUGUAUUUCACGAAAUAAUGAGACACACACAUAACCAAGGACUGAGGGCUGACGUAAACCUUUCAUAAACACCGAUUAGAUAGGAACAUCUGCGCACACACCUAAAUCUCCUGUUUUAGCUGAACAUUUGGUAACAAAGAACUUUUGAUACAAGACUCAGAAGGAUGACGCACAGCUCAUCCGGACCAAUCUGAGAAGACAACAACCUGAUCAGGACCAACCAGAAAACCAGAUCUACCAGACUCUACCUACUUUCUGUGCUGUUUAAAAUGACUAUAUAUUUCUGUUAUCUGGGCUCUGUCUGCAGGUUCCUUACGAGCUGAAUGAACGAGUCCAUGCAUGUUUGUAUCAGAUAUCUUUACCUCUGAAUAAAACUGCUUUUUAUUAUACGAAUAUC